This is a messenger RNA of Schizosaccharomyces osmophilus, 1545 nucleotides long. RefSeq names its product triacylglycerol lipase ptl3 (gene ptl3). The coding region runs from base 1 to 1545 and encodes 514 amino acids. Gene Ontology annotation, molecular function: triacylglycerol lipase activity. Lineage: Eukaryota; Fungi; Ascomycota; Schizosaccharomycetes; Schizosaccharomycetales; Schizosaccharomycetaceae. The transcript has a single exon. The record is from RefSeq and is a predicted model, not a curated record. Gene Ontology annotation, biological process: lipid metabolic process.
AUGUCUAAAGAUGAAUUGAAAUUUCAAAUGGAAUAUGCUUCCACAUACGAAGAUUGGCUUCAGGCCGCCGAGAAACUGGACAUGGCAGAAGGAAAAUAUGAAUGGCGAGAACGACCCGAAUCAGAAGAGUACAACUACAAGUUAGUUGAAAGCAGACUUCAUGAAUUGAAGAAACUUCGGCUUUCUGGAGACGUGAGGCUCAUGUUUGGAAUUUUACAAAGUUCAGUUGCGAGAGACUUUGCAAACCUAGAUAAUAGUCAAUUAUACAAUUACGCAUAUUCUGGAACAAAAAAACUGAUUGAUGAAUUUAUUCAGGAAGUUCUAUUGUGUGUUGAGUUUCUGGAAGAGAGCCCAGAAGUAUCGAUGGAGGAAAAGCUAGUUGAGUUUUCGAAACUCAAGUUUACUGUGGGAAAUACAGCUUUGAUAUUGAGCGGAGGAGGUACGUUUGGCAUGAAUCAUAUAGGUGUUUUGAAAGAUCUGCAUGAACAAGGCCUGGUACCGAAGAUCAUAUGUGGCUCGUCUGCUGGAGCCAUUGUUGCGUGUGCAGCAGCAGUACGAAACACGGAAGAACAAAAGAUACUAUUAAAGCAAUUUCACACGGGAGAUUUGAAUGUAUUCACUGAUCCGAACCUUCCUCCGCUUUCUUUGUGGGCAAGUUUAAAACAGUACUUUACAAAGGGAUGUGUUUUGGACAUUUGUCAUUUAGAAAGAGUGUUGAAACUGUUGAUUGGUGAUUAUACGUUUCAAGAAGCAUUUGACCGAUCAGGCUAUGUCUUGAACGUUACGGUCUCUUGUGGCAGUUCGUAUGAGAUGCCUAGUUUGCUAAACUACAUUACGACGCCGAAUGUUCUCAUUUGGAGUGCGGUAGUGGCGACAUGUUCAGUACCGUUUCUAUUUCAGCCUGCGACGUUAUGGGAAAGAGAUCCAUUGACACGAGAAAUUGCGGCGUUUUGUGUGACGGAUGCGCCUUUAUGGAUGGAUGGUUCGGUCGACAAUGAUAUCCCGCAUUCGAAGCUUACCGAGCUGUUUCAUGUGAACCAUUUUAUUGUGUCGCAAGUGAAUUUUCACAUUGUACCAUUUAUCAUGGAUCCGACAUCUCACAGUUGGUGGGAACGAUGUGCGAAAAAGGCGAUUGAUUUAGCGGCACAGGAGGUGAGUCUUACAUUUCGGCUUUUAUCGGAAAUAGGGAUUUUCCCUACAUUUUUCACCAAGCUUCAAUCUGUAAUUACACAAAAAUACUCUGGAGACAUUACGAUUCUUCCAAAAUUAAAUUAUCGACAAGUCAAGAAGGUGAUAAAAAAUCCAACGCCUUCGUUCCUGCUAGACGCUAUGACAAGAGGAAAGCGAGGAACAUGGAAAAGGAUUCCAGUGACACGAAACCACUGUGCGAUUGAAAUUUUGAUUGAGAGUGCAUACACACGCAUUGUGAAAAAACUACAAGCAGAAGGAAAGACAAAACGAGAAAUUGACAUGAUUCCAAACCGGUUCAACGCGGGUCGCGUGAACGCGCAAGCACAAAAAAGGUUGCUACAUGUGCAUUCGUAA